This is a messenger RNA of Miscanthus lutarioriparius, 501 nucleotides long. Lineage: Eukaryota; Viridiplantae; Streptophyta; Magnoliopsida; Poales; Poaceae. The record is from the annotation of a GenBank genome assembly.
AUGGCUUCCUGCAAGCUCUACUCCGCACUGCUCGCCGUCGCCGUCGUGCUAACCGUCGGCCCGGCCUCGCGGCCCGUCUCAGCGGCCGCGCACCUGCACUUCUACAUGCACGACGUGCUUACUGGGUCGGCGCCGACGGCGGUGCAGGUGCUGAACGGGCCCCGGGGCCACUUCGGCGACACGAUCGUGAUCGACGACGUGCUGACGGCGAGCGAGUCGCGGUCGUCUUCGAUGGUGGGGCGGGCGCAGGGCCACUACAUCUGGGCGUCCACGGGGAACCCGGAGCUGCUGGUGACCAUGAACGUGGUGCUGACCUCCGGCCCCUACGCCGGCAGCUCCGUCACCGUGGUGGGGCGCGACGACAUCGGCGCGUCAGUCAGGGAGCUGUCGGUGGUCGGCGGCACGGGGCAGUUCAGGAUGGCGCGCGGGUACGUGCUGUGGAAGACUGUCAGCCUCGACCACCCCAAUGCCGUGCUCGAGCUCGACGUCUACGUCAUGUGA